Messenger RNA from Babesia microti strain RI, 435 nucleotides. RefSeq names its product mitochondrial fission 1 protein, putative (FIS1). Gene Ontology annotation, cellular component: peroxisomal membrane; mitochondrial outer membrane. Gene Ontology annotation, biological process: mitochondrial fission; peroxisome fission; autophagy of mitochondrion. The transcript is spliced from 6 exons. The record is from RefSeq and is a predicted model, not a curated record. The coding region runs from base 1 to 435 and encodes 144 amino acids. NCBI's taxonomy places the organism in Eukaryota, Apicomplexa, Aconoidasida, Piroplasmida, Babesiidae. Gene Ontology annotation, molecular function: protein binding.
AUGGAUGGACAAACGGAACAACAAUUGAUUGAGGAAAAUAUCGAAAGAUUUAGGAUACUUUAUCAAUUGCAUUUGGACAACAAUGAACCCUCUCCCACCGCUCAAUUUAAUUAUGCAUGUGCUCUAGUCUGCUCCAAUCAGCGAUCACAUAAUGACACAGCUAUAUAUCUCUUAGAUGAAUUGGUUCGCAUUAGAUAUGAAAGUGAAGAAUGUUUUUAUCAACUCGCUCUUGCACAUAUGAAACGCAGAAGUUUCGUCAAGUCAAAGGAAUACUUGGAUCGUAUCAUUGCACUGGAGGGUUCUAAUCAACGUGUAAUGGCACUUAAAUCAGUAGUCGUUUCAUUACUAGCUCAGGAUACUUUCAUGGGCGGAUUACUUGGCGCCACUGCAGCGUUCGCAAUAAUUCUCUUCUUCACAAUGAAAAGGAAUACCUAA